AUGCCCAGAGGACAAAAGAGUAAGGCUCGUGCUCGUGAAAAACGUCGCCAAGUCCAGGAAGAGGCCCAGGGCCUCAAAGAUGCUCAAGCAAAUGCCUUGAAGAAAGGAGAGUCAGCUGCCUGCCUUGAUCAAGCUUCAGGAGAUGCUGUUGCAAGCACCUCUACUGCUGGCUUCUCACAGCCGUCUCAAAGCUUAGCACCAAGCAACACUGGCAGCAAAGGCAUGGCCUGCAGAAAGUCUGACCAGAGCCGAGGGGAUGAAAAUAGGAGUUUUUCCAGGGCCCCACUUGCCACUGGAAGCACACAGAUGGAUCUGAUGACCAGGAAGACCGGAAUGCUGAUGGAGUACAUGCUAUGCAAGUACAAAGUGAAGCAGCCCAUGAGGAAGGGAGAAAUGCUCAAAGUUAUCAACAGACGGUUCAAAGACCACUUCCCCGAGAUCCUCAAGAAAGCCUCCUAUCGAUUGGAUGUGGUGUUUGGCCUUGAGUUGAAAGAAAUCCAGCCCCAUGGCCAAGCCUAUGAGCUUGUCAGUAAGCUAGAAUUCCAGGAUGAUGGAAGUGGGAGCAGUGAGCUGGGUCUUCCUACUAGGGGCAUUCUGAUCCCCCUCCUAAGUGUGAUCUACUUAAACAACUACUGUGCCCCGGAGAAGGAGGUCUGGCAUUUCCUGAAUAUGUUAGGAGUCUAUGAUGGGAUCUCACACCUCAUCUUUGGAGAUAUCAGGAAGCUCAUCACUGAAGAUUUAGUUCGAGAACAAUACCUACAAUACUCUCAGGUUCCUAACAGUGAUCCUCCAUCCUAUGAGUUCCUGUGGGGCCCAAGAGCCUAUGCUGAAACCAGCCACGUAAAAGUGAUGGACUUUUUAGCAAAGGUCAGUGAAACCAUGCCUGGUGUUUAUUCAUCUCAUUAUGAACAGACUUUGAUUGAAGAGGAAGAGAAAGCCCAAGCCGAAGCUGCAGCCAAGGCUGGCACUAAAGGCAAAGUCAAGGGACAUUCUAAGUCCAAGUUAAGCAAUCCUACUCACUAG
This is a messenger RNA of Rattus rattus (black rat), 1023 nucleotides long. RefSeq names its product melanoma-associated antigen B4-like. The transcript has a single exon. Gene Ontology annotation, cellular component: nucleus. Gene Ontology annotation, biological process: negative regulation of transcription by RNA polymerase II. Bases 1 to 1023 code for a protein of 340 amino acids. NCBI's taxonomy places the organism in Eukaryota, Metazoa, Chordata, Mammalia, Rodentia, Muridae. The record is from RefSeq and is a predicted model, not a curated record.